Messenger RNA from Linum tenue, 733 nucleotides. Lineage: Eukaryota; Viridiplantae; Streptophyta; Magnoliopsida; Malpighiales; Linaceae. The record is from the annotation of a GenBank genome assembly.
CCCCUCCCCCUUUUCUUUCUUCUUCUUCCUUUGCCUAUCCAUUUUCUUCAAGCAAGAUACCUAAUUCCGGUUUCAUUUUUCUCUAGUUCCAGCUCGACUUUCAUCUCGUUCUCCGGCGCCACUAUUUCUCUGCGCCACCAUGGACAAUCUAGACGACACGACGAAUCUUCUUGUGGUGGAAUAGGAGAUUCAUGGUGUUGACAACGGAUCGUCUCCGCCCCCUCCCCCCUUCAUUCUUUGAUCCAGAUCCCCAAUUCCCCAAUUCGACAGAUGGGACUUCUGUAGUCAUGGGGGAGGAAAAGAAGAUGAUUGCAUGUGAGGCGAACAGAGGAGAAAACGACCACAACGGUGGAAGCGGGCUUCGUGCCUACCAUGCGGAUUUUCCCGGAAAGACGAACAAUCAGAUUCGGUCAGGACUAUGGAGGACGCGGUUGUGCUCGUCGAGCAUCAUGGUGACGUCCUUGUCGUUGGAGAGCGUGAUGAGGGAGUCGAGAUCGUGGCUGGUAAGCUGGUAUUUGAGAGCUAACAGUGUUCCGAAGUUGAGGGCGGCGACCAAAUGGGUGGUGAGAAUAGAGAGAGUGAGAUUGGUGACGGUGGUAGGCUGUGAUAGUAGCACACAUGUGACGCAACUUAGACCCGCCGAUGGCUGUAGCUAGCGUGGCGGUGGAGGGUGAUGGCUCCAUUUCCAGAGGUCAGCGGUUAGGGAUUGUACUGGAUGAAAAUUGCAAAUUGG